This is a messenger RNA of Lathyrus sativus (Indian pea), 1224 nucleotides long. Lineage: Eukaryota; Viridiplantae; Streptophyta; Magnoliopsida; Fabales; Fabaceae. The record is from the annotation of a GenBank genome assembly.
AUGAAAAAUGUGCAUAAUUUUGCUGGUUGUGGUGUUUUGAUUCAAGCCUGGGGAUGGUCCAGAAUGCCCAGACUGUCACCGAUCAACCCCAAUCCAUUUCACUUUCCAUACGCAACCAAGUGGUCCGCGUAUGGGAUGAAUUACGAAAAAACACCGCAUCAUUGUGCUCCUGGGUAUCGGACGUUCUUCGAUCAUUUUGAGGAAGAUGAUUUUCUAUGGAGACCCUAUCUUGAACUUGAAGACGAGGAUCCAACUGAAAGCGAUAUGUGGAGUUCUACAACAUUCAUAAUUUCUUUCACUAUUGUUGAAAUGCAUCAUUCAGAUAGGGUGAAACUCCAAUUCGGAAUUAAACAAGACAUUCCUGGUCCACCUACAUGCAUGGAUACGUACCACAAAAGUGUAGCGAGCGACCAAUGGAAAUUCGAUGAUUGGAGAGACCAUAACAGACAAGAACGACAACAAUGGAUGGAUCGUCGCCGCACUGUUCUACGAGGAAAUGUCAUGGAUGCCGAAUGUAAACCAAGUAGAGAAUACAUGAGUUGGUAUAGAUCUGUGACCAAUUUGUAUCUAUCACAAAAUAGAUACUUGUGGGACCCUCGAAACCAACCAACUUCAUCAAACUUCCAAAACACCCCCUCCAUGACUUAUGACACCCAACCACCAAUAUUUAACACCCCACAACAAAUAUUUAACACCCCACAACAAAUAUUUAACACCCCAUUCAACCCAAACCCAACACAACCACCUUAUACCCCAAGCCAGCACUACAAUCAACCUUACACAUCAUUUAACCCAAACCCCUUCAACAUCCAACAACAAAACCCAACCUCAUCAUACACCCAAUAUAACCAAUUCUCAUUCUCUCAACCUACCCAACAAGAACAUAACUACCAAACACCCCAAACACAAGUUCCUUUUUACCCUUCACAAAACUUCACCCUUUCUCAAGACCAACAUCCAUACACACCCUACAUGACUAACGCGGCGCCACCUAUAAACCCACCAACUUGGAGUAAUGAGGGUACGAGAUUAAGUUAUGGAAGUGCGGCAGCUGACGACGAUUUCAAUGAUGAUUUGGUCGCUCAAUUCAUGAACCCUAACAAUGAUGCAGGACCAUCUACGCAGACCCAAAACGCUGAGGUUGAUCGUAGAAGGUCCACCAAAAAUGUACAAGCUCCUGCCUAUGGAACCCACCAACGCUUACGUCGACCGGGUCGAAAUUAG